This is a messenger RNA of Caenorhabditis angaria, 867 nucleotides long. The record is from the annotation of a GenBank genome assembly. NCBI's taxonomy places the organism in Eukaryota, Metazoa, Nematoda, Chromadorea, Rhabditida, Rhabditidae.
AUGGAAUUCCACGAAUUUUUGAAUCAGGUGAGUAAAAGUUUAAAGUUCAACCUAAUUUUAUCGAAAAUAAAUUUCAGUUACCAACACGGCGAACAGAUUCAGUUGCAAGAUGGUUGCGAAAAAAUCGAUUCAAAAUCAAAAAGUAAAUUUUUUUAUUCGGGAUUAGUAACAUUUCAUGAUUUUCAAUUCAGAAACGAGAGUUCAUCAAGUAGUUCAUCGGAUGCCACAAUUCUCAUCGAUUCUCCUGAAGAUUUACCCGAAGGUAUCACAAGUUGGGAAGAUUUGGCAAAAUACCGUGAUAAUCAGAAUAAUAAUUGUGAUGAUAUUGUUUUCCAAUGUCGAAUAAAUCAACGAGUUCAAUUGAAAAGGUUAUACGAAGUGAAUUGGGAAUAUUAUAAUUCGAAUCAUUGUCAACAUAUAAUUUUCACCAAAGCUUGUCCGAAUCAUCAGAAAGAGAAAAAAAUCGAUGGAAUUUUGCGAAACAAGAAAAUCUUGUCCAUCGUGUAAAGGCAAGAUUUUCAAAUUUUCAAAACUUAUUCCGAAUUCUAUAUAAUUUCAGGCACAAAAUUCAACAUUUCUCUACGAUUAACAAUUCCUCUAAAAACCCAACCCGGAUGUGAUAUUCUUGUAGCUCUCAGCUCUUCCAAAUUCCGCACUCAACCCAUUUUCAAUCGCAAUAAAAUCCUGGAAAUGUAUGAAACAUCUUGGGAAUUUCGGCAACAUUGGCUCGAGGAUGUGAAAAGCUUCGUGAGGUUGAAUUUUGUUUCAAAAAGAUUGAAGAUUUUUACGGGAAGAGUGAUUAGGCAGAAAAAUGACGAUCAGAAGAAGCGCGCAUUUUUGUUUUGUAAUGAUUUUGAAAUUGUUUAA